Protopterus annectens (West African lungfish) is the source of this 1368-nucleotide messenger RNA. Its product is annotated as vomeronasal type-2 receptor 26-like. The record is from RefSeq and is a predicted model, not a curated record. Gene Ontology annotation, cellular component: membrane. NCBI's taxonomy places the organism in Eukaryota, Metazoa, Chordata, Ceratodontiformes, Protopteridae. The transcript has 4 exons. The coding region runs from base 1 to 1368 and encodes 455 amino acids. Gene Ontology annotation, biological process: G protein-coupled receptor signaling pathway. Gene Ontology annotation, molecular function: G protein-coupled receptor activity.
AUGGAACGUUUACCGAUAUUCGCAAACGGAUUAUUCAAUCGUUUGUUUCAUGUUUCUGCUAAAAAACGUUCCUACACUGGUACACCUGAACUGUUUUCAUUGCCUUUUUUCCAUUACCUGCGCAGAGUUCACUUCACAACACCUGAAAAUGAAGAGAUAUACUUUAAUGAGGAUGGGUUUGCACCUCUUGCAUAUUCUGUCGUGAAUUGGAACGUAAGGUCAGAUGGAUUUGUGUCACUUCCAAUAGUUGGAAUAUAUGACAGCAGAUUGCCUGCAAGCAUGAGUUUUUCUAUUGACUAUCAAAACAUCAUGUGGAAUGAAUUCAGUCAUCAGCCUCCCAGGUCUGUCUGCAGUGAAAGUUGUGCCCCCGGCUUCAGAAAGGCUAUUCAAAUUGGGCAACCUGCUUGCUGCUAUGACUGCAUCCCAUGUGCAGAUGGUGAAAUUUCUAACCAGAGUGAUUCCACAGACUGCCUGCCAUGUCCAUUUGAGGAAUGGUCAAGUGAAAGAAGAGACAUGUGCUUAAAGCGAUCAGUAGAAUUCCUCUCCUAUGGGGACACCCUGGGUGCAGUUUUAACUGCUGUUGCUGUUAUCUGUGCACUCCUGACAGGUGUCAUCCUUACUGUAUUUGUUAAGUUUCAUGACACUCCAGUCGUUAAGGCCAACAAUCGGAACAUCAGUUAUUUACUUCUUACAGGGAUAAAACUCUCUUUUAUGUGCUCCUUGAUUUUUAUUGGGAAUCCAAAUGAAAUUACUUGCAAGAUUCGCCAAGCGUUGUUUGGUGUAACCUUUGUUUUUUCUGUGUCUUGUGUAUUGGCUAAGACCAUUAUGGUGGUUGUAGCUUUCAAUGCCACAAAACCAAACAGCAAAUUGAGAUCAUGGGUGGGAUCAAAAGUAUCCUACUCUGUAGUAUCAAUGUGCACAUUUCUGCAGGUUGUAAUCUGUGUGACAUGGAUUGUUUAUUUGUCUCCUUUUCCAGAAAGAAACUUUACAUCUCAGCCAGGGAUGAUAAUAAUUGAGUGCAAUGAAGGUUCUAUUAUUGCAUUCUGGUGCAUGAUGGGAUAUAUGGGAUUAUUAGCAGGAAUAUGUUUUAUUGUGGGUUUCCUGUCUAGAAACCUUCCAAGUAGCUUUAAUGAAGCUAAGUUCAUUACAUUCAGCAUGGUGGUAUUUGUUAGUGUCUGGCUGGCCUUCAUCCCAGCAUAUAUCAGUACAAAGGGGAAAUAUGUGGUAGCUGUGGAGAUAUUUGCUAUCAUUGCUUCUAGUUCAGGCUUGCUUGGAUGCAUAUUUUUUCCAAAGUGCUACAUAAUCCUAAUGAGUCCGGAUAUGAAUACUAAGCGAUAUUUAAUGGGCAAGAAAAACAGAAUGGAAUGA